AUGAUGAUAAUGAUGACUAACAAAAAUUUUGAUAAUUUCCAGGGUGCCUUAGGCAGGAAUAUAUUUAGUAAUCAUAGAACAUCAGUAGAUGAUGAUGACAUUCGAGUGGCGAAUGACAGAAAUGAACAACAUAAGCUAGCAGAUGAUAAAGGGUCUGAGCGGUUGGGACUUUUAAUAUUGGAUUACAACGAUGACGUACAAACUAGAAGAAGGAUGAAUGUUAACGACAGCAGCAGACGCGCUGGGAAGAAAAAGAAAAAAGGACGUACUGAUAAGAAACAUAUAGCAAGGCAAGUUGAAAGUGAUACACAAGAGGAAGAAGAAGUAGUUAAAAAUGAAGAAAAAUCACUUAGAGUUCCUGAUUCAGAGGAAAGAGGGGAAGAGGAAGAAGUUGAAAAGAAAGUUAAGCCACUUAGAGUUCCUGAUUCGGAUAAAAGAACGAAUGAAGAAGUAGUCGAAGAGAAAGUUGAGCCACUUGAUUCGGAGGAAAGAGAGAAUGAAGAAGUAGUUGAAAAGGAAGUUAAGCCACUUGAUCCGGAGGAAAGAGAAAAUGAAGAAGGAGUCGAAAAGAAAGUUAAGCGACUUAAUACGGAGGAAAGAGAGAAUGAAGAAGUAGUCGAAAAGAAAGUUAAGCCACUUAAUUCGGAGGAAAGAGAGGAAGAAGAAGUAGUUGAAAAGAAAGUGAAGCCUCUUAGAGUUCCUGAUUCGGAGGAAAGAGAUGAUGACGGUGAUAUGAAAAGUGUAGCUACACAAUGCAUUGCGGAUGUGGAAAAGAAAAAAGUCGAAUGCACCAAGGCUUGCUUUUGGACGUAUGAGGAUGUCUGCGAAAGACUCAGCUGCUCCAUGAGACACAACCAUUUAACAAGACGGAGUUUUGACAUAGGUGGUAACUUAAAAGAAUCUGACCUUGAAGAUGACGAUGAAAAGAAAGAAAAUGAAGAAGGUACUGAACCCCGAGCUCACGGCAAGAAGAACAAGAAAAAACACCACGACAAAAAGAGAAUUGAUGUUAAAAAAAAUAAUUUACGGAUGCGAGGAGAGGAAACCGUUGAAAACACUCAAGUACCUAAUGCCGAGUGUUUGUUAGAAACUCAACAGGACGUCGAAAAAUGCAUAAUAUCCUGCAGAAGAGUUCAAGAAGAUGUCUGUGGCCAGCUCAACUGUUCUACCAGAUCUCAAAAGGCACUCCGUAAAGAAUGUAGCUAUAAUUGUAGAAAAAUCUUCGACGUUAAUAUUUGUUAUUGA
Molecule: messenger RNA, 1245 nt
Organism: Helicoverpa zea (corn earworm)
Lineage: Eukaryota; Metazoa; Arthropoda; Insecta; Lepidoptera; Noctuidae
Product: cilia- and flagella-associated protein 251-like
Exons: 3
Coding region: 1-1245 (414 amino acids)
Source: RefSeq, a predicted model, not a curated record